AUUGACGUUUCAAAUCCCAGAUGUUGCAACCCAUCAUACGGUCCUUGGUGGUAUCGCAGAGGGCAUCGGGAUUCCUCAGAUUUUCCUUUAGACGCACUUCAAAUUAUUGUAAAACCAUGCCGAAAUCCGCUCUAAUCAUCUUGGCUCCAGGUGCCGAAGAAAUGGAAUUCGUCAUCUCCGCGGAUGUUCUUCGCCGAACUGGGAUCACCGUCACUGUCGGAGGGUUGGAAGGUACUGCCGAUGUGAAAUGCUCUAGGGACGUUGUUAUUAAGCCAGAUGUAGCCCUGGCAGACGCUGCAAAGGAGAAGUUUGACAUCGUGAUCAUGCCCGGCGGGCUUGGCGGAUCUAAAGCGAUGGCCGAAUCGAAACUUGUGGGCGAAAUCCUAAAGAAGCAGGCGGAUGAGGGAAGAUAUAUUGGGGCGAUUUGUGCGGCUCCAAUUGCCUUGGCUGCUCAUGGCAUUUUUCCAGGGAAGACAUUGACCUCGUACCCGUCGAUGAAGGAAAAGCUGGUUGACGGUUACAAAUACAUCGAUGAUCACAAAGUUGUCCAUGAUGAUAAACUGAUCACCAGCCGCGGCCCGGGGACUGCUUUUGACUUCGCCUUAAAAAUUGCCCAAGAACUAGUCGGUGGCGAGAAGGUUAAAGAAGUUGCCAAAGGAAUGCUGCUUUCAUGCUGAAAUGUAACUAUAGUGAUAAGCGAAUUACACAGAUCUACAUCUGCGACAAUUCUAUCGUAACGGCUCCAGUUAUAAAACGGUAUGCAGCUUUGCUUUUAUGAUUUCAAAUUGGUUUAAAGAAAUUAACAGGGAUAAGCAGAAAUAAUAAAUAAUGAAAGAUUGAAAAGAAA
Hermetia illucens (black soldier fly) is the source of this 847-nucleotide messenger RNA. Its product is annotated as protein dj-1beta-like. Gene Ontology annotation, cellular component: cytosol; nucleus. The record is from RefSeq and is a predicted model, not a curated record. Gene Ontology annotation, molecular function: protein deglycase activity. The transcript is spliced from 4 exons. Bases 21 to 677 code for a protein of 218 amino acids. Lineage: Eukaryota; Metazoa; Arthropoda; Insecta; Diptera; Stratiomyidae. Gene Ontology annotation, biological process: guanine deglycation, glyoxal removal; protein deglycation, glyoxal removal.